This is a messenger RNA of Linepithema humile (Argentine ant), 3062 nucleotides long. Lineage: Eukaryota; Metazoa; Arthropoda; Insecta; Hymenoptera; Formicidae. The record is from RefSeq and is a predicted model, not a curated record.
ACUCGCGAGCAUUAUUCACGGAAUAUUUCUGAUAUAUUAGUUCACUUAGUUAUCUUAAAAUUAUUUUUUAAACAACGAUGAACAAUACAUCUAACAACUUCAGAAUGCCUUAUCUGCAGGCGAUUCAAAGUGUACCGGGCAAUACCGCAAGUGAAAAGCUAAAAUGGAUCGGGAAAUUAGCGUCGCACUGCGAAGAUGUCAUUGGAAGUCUCGACAAACUUUUUCCAAUACUACUGCCUAUAUUGCAAGUGGAAACUGCAAUAAAACGCAAGCGACACAAGGAUAUUACAUCGGCUUUGAAGUCCGACGAUUCGACAAUCGUGCGUCGAGCUCUUAAAGCUUCUUGGUUUUUCGAUGGUGGACAUGAGAUCGUCGACGUUGAGUACUUUUGCGAACGUAUCUUUCCUUUCGUUUCUCUGCAUACAAAGACUCGUAUAGUAAAGACGCUUGCACGCCGAAUGAAAAAUCCGGUGUUCGCGCAAAAAAUGUUUACGGCAGUCGCAUCCGCUUACGACGUUGAAACCGCCUCACCAUUGAUAAUGGCAUGCGAUCAGGAUUUUAUCUAUAAAACAAUCAUGAAUAAGAAACUCAAACUGUCCAUCAAAAUUCUGAAAAGAAUUUUUCAUGGAAUGAUUUAUUACUUAAACAAGUUUCCGGAGGAAAAAAGACUCGACUUGCUCUGUAAGACCUAUAAUGACAUUUUUCAACAAGAUUUUCUUGAAGACAUCAGUAAUGUGUCUGAUGAAGUGUUGCAAUUAUUACCAGUCAAGCAAAGGAUUGAAUACGCCAGAAGAUUCAUGAACAUUGAGCCCUCUGAUGACGCGCUGAACUUCAGGCUUAUUCAUAAUAUGCCAAUCGCGGAUCUGAUUGACAUAUUGCUAUUAGCAAAUGAGAAUUCUAUAAAGUUCAACAUACUUACAGAUUAUCCACAGUAUGAGAGAAAGUGCCUUGCAGUUUUCUUAGAUGUUAUUGAGAAGAAAUAUUAUACCGGCAACUGGCAACAAGAAUUACAACUGGAAGUCAGAAAGGAAAAAAAGAAGAAAUUAAAGAGACUAGUUGCAAACAAGAAAAAAGAACAAGGAGAAACAUCUUUAAACGAGGAGGAGGAAGAAUUCGAAGAGGCAUUACAAGGAAUGGGAAAAAAAACGAAAAAAAUCUUUUUGUACCAGUUGAUUGUGGCAAUGUACGAUUUCAAUUUAAAAUGCAAAAAAAUGGGUAUAGAUGAAGAAUUAAUGACAAUUAAAGAUUAUCCUUGGCUAAUGAAUGCUAUUCGCGUAAUAAUGCGCAAGACAGAUUUUAUUUUGCAAAAGAAGAUGCAUAUUCUGUUGUAUAAGUAUGAACCAGAAUUGUAUCGCAGUUGGUUCCUGUCGACUACGUCGAAGAACAUCGCUGACGUAACAUCGGGCGCAGCGCUUCUUCUACUGAAGAAGGAUUUUCAGAGUGUACUGAACAAUUGGGAAGAAUAUUUGUCGGAUUGCAAAAUACAUUAUUAUCACAAGAACGUGCAACGUUUUGUCAGAGCUACUCGUUGGUACAAGGAUAUUCCUGUUAAAUUUGCCGAGCGUUGUAUAGAAGAUUUACAUGGGAAAGACGAAAGGGAAAUGUCGUCUGCUUUGAUUAUCCUCAGCCUUUUGCUCCAAGAUAAUUCACUGGAAAAACUGAUUUGUCCAUUUAUCCCCGCUGUAGAAACAGUAAUGAACAGUUACAGACUCGUGCGUGGUUUAGAUUUUGCUAUGAGGUUCUCCAAUCCGUCGUUGCCUCUUAAACCCAUCGGUGAAUUGUGCAAAGGAAAUCAUCUAUCGAUAGUGCUAAUGACAUUAACGAGUGUAAUCAGGCGAUCCUCUUCAAAGGAAGUGAUGUCAUUUGCGACAGAAGUGGAAAGCCUGAACGUCAAUGUUCAAAAACAUUGGAUCAAGCUGAUGUAUUCAACAGCAUCCAUACAUGAUUUAACGAUUUUUCUUUACAAGGUGUGGCAGACUGAAAAGCAUCAUUCAAUACGAAAACUUUUAUUUAUAAUGAUCCAGAAAUUAUUCCGUACGAAACCACACCCGAAAACCUUUUCUCUAUGUCACACAAUCAUGUCAACGUUGACGGUCGAAGACGAAAAACUGCUACGCAUGGAGGAACUGUCACCCGAUUUUAUUCCCGACAAGUACUUCGUGGUAUAUUAUGACCAGUGGUUCAAAACAAUAGAAAAUCUGAGUGCAAGUGGUCUGAAAACUGAGAUUGUAAAACAGCACAUUGAGAUUGGUUUGGCACAUCUCCUUUUAUACAUAGACAACCCUUUGUCCAGAGAUGACAUCAACGAGAUUUUCCUAAUGUUAUUAUUUUGCAAUAAUAUUACUAUAUCUAAAGCAACGUGCCAUUUCCUGGUAUGGUUCUGUUUAAACUUUUAUGACUAUGCGUACUUUAACUUAAUCGACGAUAUUUUUUCGUUCUAUGUGAAGAAGAACCGCUACAAGUUUCAUCAUAACAAUGCAGAUUUUUAUCUAACGAAUCUCGUCGUACAUCGAUUUGUGAACGAAUUUAUCAUUAGCUACGUCAAGUUGCGCGACAAUAAAUAUUAUGAUGUGCAACUCAUCCACCAAACAUAUGAGGCAUAUUUAUCGGUGCUGUCACCCGCACAAAAUGCAAAUACUUAUUUACUGUUAAGAUACGCGAUGACGUUGCAGGAGUUCUACAGAUGUUCGUACGGAUUUCAGACAGAAUUUUCCUUUGGUAAAAAACUUGGCGAAAUCAUGAAUGAAUUAGUUGAUAUUUUUACGCUGUACCUAAUACCUUUUAUGAGCGAAGUUUUGCAGUACUUUCUAAAUUAUGUUUUCGAUACGAACUGUCGACAGGCUACAAAGAAUGUAAUACAAGGUCUUAUAAGCGCUGAUAACAUGUAUUCUUCUUUUAUGGCCAUAACGAUAUUAUCGGCACAGAAACGCGGAAACGAUCGUUUUAUGGGAGUGUUAAACGAAAGAUUUUUAUCUUACUCUGCUUCUUCAAUCGUAUUCAAUCAUUGUCGGAACAGUAUAAACUUUAUUGAUGUUGAUUUUGAUGAAUUCGGCGGCCAAUGA